GGCCUACCUGUUGAACGCUGAAGACGAGCUCAGAACAGCAAGAAGGAAAAAAGAAAUUACAAUUUAAACAAUUUACAACCUGUAACUGUCACAGAUGACCAUUUAUGUAUUUGGUACUUAUGAGUGAAACAAGAAUGAUAGCAACUGGCUUUGUCAGUAGCCGGCGAACCUUGUAGUUAAGCCAAUUAGUUGUUGCCAUCUCAUUUCAACACCUGUUGGUUAGCAAAGCUACCUAGCUGGUUAGCUAAUCCAGCCUUAGACCUUUAAAAUGUCUAUGAAGACACUUCCUCUGCUUUUCAUCAAUCUCGGUGGAGAAAUGCUCUAUAUUCUUGACCAACGCCUACGCGCACAAAACACAAGUGAUGAUAACACACACAAAGGCGUGUGGUCAGAGGACGACCGAAAAAGAGUUAUUAAUGACAUCAUUAGCACCAUGUUUAAUAAAGGAUUUAUGGAGGAACUUCUCAUGCCUCAGGAGGUCUACUCUCACAGGGCUUUGAGAACUGUGCUAACACGGCUAGCCCACGCUUCCAUUAUGAGGCUCAACCCAGCCAGCAUGGACAGGCUUUACGAGUUGAUGGUGAUGGCUUUCAAGUACCAGAUACUGCUCUGCCCUCGACCCAGAGACCUGCUGCUUAUUUCAUACAACCACAUGGACGCUUUGAGAGAGUUUGUGAAAGACACCCCUAUCAUUGCAAACCAAGUGGACGAGACACAUCGAAAGAUCAUCGAGGUGUACACCCCGCUGUCUGAGAGUGAAUUUCAACUCCUCAGGCAAACACUGCUCAUAUUCUUUCAAGACAUGCAUGUCCGUGUGUCACUUUUCCUCAAUAAUAAAGUGCAGAAUCCCAACGGACACUUUGCCCUCCCGCCCAGCGGCCCGGUGCCCCAGGGGUCAGAGGUCCCAGGGGUCAUCAGGGUGUUUAACAGCAGAGGGAAAGAGAUGAGACGAUGGAAAUUCCCUACGGGUGGCAGUUACACAAAUCCCCCACAAGAGGGCUCUUUUGAGCUUUUUGGAAAUAGAGUCAUCAGACUUGGAACCAAUAUGUACAGCGUGACCCAGCCAGAUGCGACUCCCACAUCCAAGAGCUCCUCUCUGAAGGACAGCUCGGCCCCAAACCCCCUGGCCCAGGAGGAGCUGAACUUGCUGGCCCAUCUGAUGGGAGGGAUGGAGGUGGAGAGUCUGGUUCCCUCUGAGAUCUCCUUUCGGGUCAACCUGUUCUCCUCCGACCAGGAAGAGGAGCAGGCCUCAGCUUCGGGAGAGGGCGUGGACUCGUUAUUUGAAGUGAUUCGUAUUCAAGCAACCCAGGUAGGAUUCCCUGUGCUUCUUUGGGACUGUGGAUGUGGUGGAUGUGCGUGGGCCCAGCGGGGUACAGCUGUGUUGGUAGUCCUUGUCCUCCUGGAUGUGUUUCAGGACGUACAGACCAACACAGAGCUGGCUCGGAUAGCAGAAGAGUUUGCAGAAGAGGGCAGCCAAUCAGAGGGCCCCAGCAGUAAAGGAGAUGACCUGCUCGCCAUGAUGGAUGAACUGUGACUCCUGUGGAGCUGUUUCAUCAGUGUUGUAACUUGGACAGGGUCAUGGCCACUCACAUCUGCCCAGAGAGGGAUGGAGGUAUGAGAGUACUGUGGUCAGUCUGAUCAAGGAUGGUCUUAUCAGGCUCCUGAUUGGGUAAUUCUGGCACUGCCAUGUCAAGAUGCAACUUCUUGGCAAUUAAAUCACCUGAUGAUCAACCUGCAUGUCAUCCAUCCUGGUGCUGUCUCUAGUGUGUAAAUAGGAGUUCGAUUUCAUUAGAAUUUACAGGCAUUUUAUUGUUUUCCAUAGAAGAUUAUGAGCAUUAUAUUUUAAUGGUUAUUGCACUUUCCAUCAUAACCGUACACAUAUUUAUAACAAUCAAUAAAUAUUUGUAAAUGUAAAGUUUGUGGCAUAACGUUUGAUCA
Molecule: messenger RNA, 1938 nt
Organism: Hypomesus transpacificus
Lineage: Eukaryota; Metazoa; Chordata; Actinopteri; Osmeriformes; Osmeridae
Gene: oscp1a
Product: organic solute carrier partner 1a
Exons: 10
Coding region: 269-1534 (421 amino acids)
Biological process (GO): transport
Cellular component (GO): plasma membrane; cytoplasm
Source: RefSeq, a predicted model, not a curated record